This is a messenger RNA of Aspergillus clavatus NRRL 1, 348 nucleotides long. Its product is annotated as LYR motif-containing protein. The record is from RefSeq and is a predicted model, not a curated record. Gene Ontology annotation, biological process: mitochondrial respiratory chain complex III assembly. The coding region runs from base 1 to 348 and encodes 115 amino acids. The transcript has 3 exons. NCBI's taxonomy places the organism in Eukaryota, Fungi, Ascomycota, Eurotiomycetes, Eurotiales, Aspergillaceae.
AUGGCUUCCCAGACCGCUGUUGCUGCCCGUGGUGCUUAUAGGCAAAUCCUCCGUGCUACCCGCGUCGCUUUCCAAAAUGACUUCCGUGUUUUGAUCGCUGCUCGUCAAGAAGCCCGUCAACAGUUCGACAAGCAUCGUCGGGAAGGCAUCGAUACUCCUAUGCAGAUCAACCAUGCGAAAGAGGUAGCCGAUAUUCUAAGACACAACAUUGUACAGGGUGUCAGGGACGGCAGCGAUGAGGCCUCCAAAUGGGAACUCCGCAUCCACGACGAUAUCGAGCGAGGAGACAACGAUUCGAUCAAGAUUGGGGGGAAGAAUGUCAAGAUUGAGAAAGCCUGCUCUGCAUGA